UUCUAUUAAUAUAUAUAUUUUUUUGUUUGUGCCUAUAGUGGAAUGGUGGGAUAAUUUUGGACAAUCAACUCCAAACUUGCAAAAGUUUACUGUGAGAAUUUUAGGUCUUACUUGUAGUGCAAGGAUGCGAGCGUAAUUGGAGUGUGUUUGAACAGCUUCAUAGCAAGAAACGAAAUAGGCUUGCUCAAAGUCGUUUGAAUGAUCUAGUGUUCAUCAAAUACAACAGAGCACUAAAACGUCGAUACAACCUACGAGAUAUUGUCGACCCCAUCUCCUUGAAAGAUAUUGAUGAUAGUAAUGAAUGGUUGAUUGGAAGAUUGGAUGACGAUUCUUAGGAGGAUGAUGAGUUGGUAUUUAACGAUGAUUCUUUAACGUGGGGUGAUGUUUCUAGAGCUGUCGGAGCAAAAGAACCAUCAUUCUAUUCUAGAGCUAGUACCUCUAGACUUGACUAUUGUUUCAUGUUCAUCCUCGUCUACCACGCAACGGAAACAAGUAAAUUUAGAUGACUUCGAUUUGGAAGAAGAAGAUACUGAUGGCUAUAAGUCUAACGAAGGAUUGAAUGAAGACGAGGAUCAAUUUAGUGAUGAUGAGUUUGAUCUUUAGGGAUGAACUUUUAUUUUGAUUAUUGACUUAUUGAAUACUGGGUAGUUUUUUGUUGUGUUUUGUUGUUUAGGCUACUUAUAUUGGGUACCUAUAUUUUAUACAUUGUUGCUCUGCUAUAUGUGUGUAUAUAUAUAUUUUCUUAUCUUUUUAUAUAUAGUGCGCCUUAUGAAAAAAAGCUUGCCCUUUUUUUUGCGCCUUGCACCUAGGCUCCAGAGGACCAAUGCGCCUUAGUGCGCCUUGAGCCUUCAAAAACACUGGGGACAGUUCAUCGGGCUCUGUUGCCCGGAUGGAGGAGCGAGUUAUGGAGCUAGAUAACUCCCAGAAGGAUAUAAUAGAAAUGAUAAAUGGCAUGUCAGAGGACUUUCAAGCCACCCUGGAUGUCGUUAGAAAUGAAAUCGUAGAGGUGAACACGAAGGUGAACCUUACGAUGCGAGCGUUGGCCAAUCAAGCUCCAGCUGGAGGAGCGAUCGCAGUUGGCAAGAUAAAGAUCCCGGAACCCAAGCCCUUCUGUGGGGCAAGGGAUGCAAAGGCAUUGGAAAACUUUAUCUUCGAUAUUGAGCAGUACUUUAAAGCCACAAACAUCGUGGCAGAGGAAGCCAAGGUGACAUUGGCAACCAUGCAUCUAUCUGAGGAUGCAAAGUUAUGGUGGAGGUCCCGAUACAUUGACAUUCAGGAAGGGCGUUGUGUAAUAGACACAUGGGACAGUUUGAAGAGAGAACUCCGCUCGCAGUUUUUCCCUGAGAAUGUCGAGAUUCUGGCUCGACGAAAACUGCGGGAAUUAAAGCACACUGGAAGCAUUCGGGAGUAUGUGAAGCAGUUUGCGGGGCUGAUGUUGGACAUAUCCGACAUGACCGAAAAGGACAAGAUCUUUAGUUUUGUUGAAGGACUGAAGCCGUGGGCAAGGACUAAGCUAUACGAGCAGAAGGUCCAAGACCUCGUAUCAGCCUAUGUGACAGCUGAACGCUUGUUUGAUCUGUCUAGUGACGUUCAAGAGACGAGACGUCAACAAAAGCUCUUCACUUGGAAGAGAUAGAAACAACUGAUCGAAUUAUCCCGAAGUUGUCAGUGGAAAUAGAAGUCCCGGUAGAGACCGCAAGCCUCCUCAGUCAAAUACAGGGAACAACGGGCAGAGGCCCAAUAAUCAGAGGACAUCCCACGCUUCUAUCAGUUGCUACAUUUGUAACGAACCACAUCGGGCAAGGGAAUGCCCAGAUAAAGCUGCCUUCUAUGUCUUUCAGGCCUCGUUAGCUGCAGACUCAGAUGACACGUCGGGGCCACCAGAGAAGGAAGUGGAGCAAGUAGAAGAAGUUCAGAAUGUUAGAAUGGGAGCCAAAGAAGGAAGUGGAGCAACUGUAGGUGGGGACCACAAAUGAGUGGAACGACGCACGAUACAAGAGGGACCACUGUAGGUGGGGGGAGUGAAUAUAAAUAAGGGAGAGAGAGAGAACGGGUAGCUUUUGUUUUGGGUAGUAAAGAAUCCUAUUGUUUUAUUCUUGAAAGAUAGGAUAGCAGGAGAGGGAAAGGAAUCCAUCGAAUGGGCUCAUAACCAAUUCGGUUAGAGUGUUCUGUAUUAUUUCUGCAAUUUUCAUCUUAGUAAUAUCGAGUAUCCUUCAUCUUUAUAUAUUGGAAGUGGGAAUAGCUGGUAUCCCAUCACUAACCCCACCGUUGUGCAGACAGACCUUAGGCAACCUAAAGGACUGAGAACGAUCUCGGCCAUGCAACUGAGAGAGAACUGUGUUCGAGAAGACACAAGGUGUGUCGUUGAGAAAUAUGGAGAUGGGAAACGUGAGAGUUUGCCCAUGCCAGGAUCGCCUACGGAGAAUAAUCAUCGUAUGGCACAGUCAGAGUCACCUAGACUCUGGAGACAAUCAAAGAGAUUGUCGAGUGCAGGAUUCGCUAGACCUGCAGGAGCUCCGUAUAAAGCACAAGGCUUUUUGCGUGAGGAAGAGAAUUGGCGGUUGUGUGUCAACAACCGUGUCCUAAAGCAAGCCCCGUGGAGAGGGCCAAUUCUUGGGUCUGUGAGCAUGACCCAACCUGUUGAAACUUACACUGAGGCGUGUAGUCAUGCGUUGAGUGGUGUCCUACUGCAGAAUAGACACCCUAUCGCAUUUGAGAGUCAGAAGAAGAGUGCCACCGAGGGCAAUUAUACAAUGUUUGAAGAAGAAACGCUGGCCAUAGCACACAGUCUGAGGGAUGGGAGACGGGGUUCCCAUAGAUUAACGUUUGUCAAAGAGAUGAACAACGACGUUGCCUGCCAUUUCGGUACUCGGCCGAAUCUGAGUUCGAAUCAAGCAAGGAGACGAAGAGUCAUGCCCAAACCUGAUUUCGAGUCAGAACGCAAGAAGAGCAAUCGUGGGGUUCCACAUGUGUCGGCUCGUACACAGGCCUGUCAAGCUGAUGUCCCAAUGCGAGACGCGUCAACAGAAUCCACGAAGGAAAACUCUGUCGCUCAUGAUGGUAGGAGUUCGACGAAGGCCGGCCAAUUAGCGCAAAGGAACGGGGGUCGUUCGUUGGAGGCAACACAACCGGGUGUUACAGCUAUGAAGAAAUCAUCAACUGAAGGAAGUCCAACCAUGAGUGUUGGUGACGGACAAUAUGUAUUGUCGCGUCCUGUUGAUUUUUCUUGUAUGAAGGAGCCUCAGACUCGUAACCUUGCCAAGAAGUGGAAGCGUAGAUUAGACACUGUUCGAGCCAAUUUGGAGAUAGUCUCAAAGCGGUUGAGAAGAUGGGCAGAUGGGAAGCAUCGCCCCCUGGACCUUCAUGUGGAAGGUCAGGAUAUCGUGACGCCGCGACCUGAACUGAUGCGGUUUCUGAAGAUACGAAGAUCUUCACCUCGUGAGAGCACACGAGGAAUCAACAGAAGUUGAAGAAGAAGACCCAUGGGGAGGAUACACAAGUUCGUGAUGAAGCAGAAGAGCCUCCUCAUGGAAGAAGCCUGUGGAAGACGUACCAAGACCGUGAAGCAUGGAGGCAGAAGAUCGAAGGAUUCCAGCUUUGCCAGUCGACGGGGACGUCAACUGUUUAAGUGGGGGAGUGUGUCACGGACAUAUUUUUCCAAAGUGUGUUUACCUUUGGUUAUAUGCUCCGAUUACCCUCAGUUUAUUCCAUCUUUACUUUGCAUAACUAGUAUAGGUGUUUACUUUCCAUUCUAGGUCAUAAAGCUUGGGUGUGAUGUUUCGGCAUUUUCAUAUGCAAGCCUGCCAGAGAAGAAAAUGUUCAAAAUGUACUAUAGGGGAGGCAU
This is a messenger RNA of Cucumis sativus (cucumber), 3844 nucleotides long. RefSeq lists its product as uncharacterized. NCBI's taxonomy places the organism in Eukaryota, Viridiplantae, Streptophyta, Magnoliopsida, Cucurbitales, Cucurbitaceae. The transcript has 2 exons. The coding region runs from base 2319 to 3470 and encodes 383 amino acids. The record is from RefSeq and is a predicted model, not a curated record.